CAACUGUAAAAGUCAAUGUCUUUUUCCAGAGCUGAGGCCUUUGCUGACUUAGAGGCUGAAUUCAAACCAUCUCUUCUGAAUAGCAUAGUGUACAUAAUCUCUAUGGCUCUGCAAAUAUCCACAUUUGCUGUCAACUACAGGGGUCACCCAUUUAUGGAAAGUCUGACAGAAAACAAGCCACUCAUGUAUAGUAUUUUAAUAUCAGGCACAGCAAUACUGAUGCUUGUAACAGACCUCUCACCUGAACUAGCUGGCAUAUUUUCCAUUGUAGACUUUGAACCAGAAGUAAGCAUUUCACUGUUUUUAACAAUUUUGUUAAUUGCUUAAGUGCACAAUAUUCUUAAUACUUUGCAA
Parasteatoda tepidariorum (common house spider) is the source of this 354-nucleotide messenger RNA. NCBI's taxonomy places the organism in Eukaryota, Metazoa, Arthropoda, Arachnida, Araneae, Theridiidae. The record is from RefSeq and is a predicted model, not a curated record.